Molecule: messenger RNA, 2041 nt
Organism: Emericellopsis atlantica
Lineage: Eukaryota; Fungi; Ascomycota; Sordariomycetes; Hypocreales; Bionectriaceae
Exons: 4
Coding region: 300-1919 (539 amino acids)
Biological process (GO): DNA-templated transcription; regulation of DNA-templated transcription
Cellular component (GO): nucleus
Molecular function (GO): DNA-binding transcription factor activity, RNA polymerase II-specific; DNA binding; zinc ion binding
Source: RefSeq, a predicted model, not a curated record
AGGGUCACCGACAAAGGGAUACCGACUAAAAAAAAAAAGUCCAUCAGAAUUGGACUCGCCUGCUUCAGUCGCGGAAAGGGCCGUUUCAGGGGGUAGAGCCGCCAGCAACAGCAGCGACGGCCAGUAUUGACCCCCCAGGUGGCUGUCUUCCAUCCAUCACCAUUGAGGCGUGGCAGAAGCGCUCGAAGUUGUGUCGGGCACCGCGCUCUGAGCCAAAUAUUCUGGGUGAGGCUCUCCUCAUACAUGGGGGCCACUGCCCGAACACGUCUUGACGUAGGGCCGACGCGCCCAAAGCCGUAAUGGUGACUGCGUUUCAGUCCAGCCCCGGAGGUUCGUCCGAAUCGCCCAUGGAGAGGCCGCCGGAGCGUGCUCAUCGAGCGUGCGAAAAAUGCACGCGUACCAAGAAGAAGUGCGACAAGGCGCUGCCAGAAUGCAGUCGCUGUCAAAGACUUGCCUCGGAAUGCAGCUACGACUACGUAUUCACCGCUCCUACCACGGCUAUUGUCGACCCAGGAACUCAUGGCUCGGGAGGGAGCCCCCAUGACCACAUGGCGGGCACGCCGCGCUUCAACAUCUUUGACACCGAUCUAGAGCUGCCGUCGGCCAUGAUCAUGAGCCUGUUCAACGCCAAGGGCUUCUCCUGGCACGAGGCUGUGGCGCUUUACUUCCGGACGACAAACCUGUGGCUGUCUGCUGUCCAUGAACAGCGCUUCCGCCAGAAGUUGGAAAGGCUGGAUAGGAACGGCUUACCCCGGGAGCCUGAGAUGGCGUUGCUCGUCGUGUGCAUGCACCUCGUCACGCAGCACGCGGACUCGGGCCGCCCCGUCAUGCCGGAUGGAAAGGAGAUGCUGAGCCUACCGGCCUAUGUGGUGGCCAAGCGAGUCUUCAGUAUACUCCGUGGCCUGGGCGCUCCGAGCAUUGAGAUUGUGCAGUCGGCAACCUUACUGUGUCUCUACGAGUUUGGCCACGGCGACUUCCCAAGAGCCUACGUUACGGUAGGAGAUGCUUAUACGACGGCGGCUUCCAUGGGGAUUCGACCAGGGAAAUAUCGAGAGGCAGAGAGGGACUGGGCCGUACCGCCGGAAGAUGAAGAGAAAUGGGACUUGUACUGGGCAAUGCUCAUUGUCGAUCGCCUCAUACGAUUUGAAAGGCGCUUGAUGUGGAAGGAGUUCCAUGUCCCAUCCCCCGUUGAGGAUGACCUGUUGCCAACCACCAACCAUGUUUGGAAUGAACAAACAAGAAGUCCAGCCCGGAUCGUGCAGCGACAUCCGGCUGGCAUAUCCCCGUCAGUCCCGUUAGGUGCUUUCCAGCGCAACUGCCAAUGUGCCAUACUGUCGACCCGCGCUUUGGUUUGGCAGACCGAAACGUAUCACUCGGGGAGACCACCGAGUGUCGCAUCCUUUGCCGAACUGGACGUCGCUACCAGAUCGCUCGUAGAGGCUAUGGUCCUGCAAGCCUCUACCUGGGGCGAAUACUACGAGUGCUUUGCUACGUGUACAUGCCUCCUCCUACUACUAUACUGCUCCUAUCUCUGCACCAUCCGUCCCGCCGAGAUACACACAAACACCAACAACCUAGAGGUUCUCAAAGCCAUUGCCGGCAUUAAUUUCACUAUCCGCAUCAUCGCCGACACCACCCGCGAUCUCAACCAGCAUCUUGCGCGCCAACCCGAGAUGCUGGCAACCUGCUCCCCCGUCACGCCCUAUUCGGCCUAUCACAGCCUUGCCGCGCUGAGCAACUUUGAGCACGUCAUCUGGGAGGCGGACACGAGGUUCCAUGAUAUCUACAGCACCCUUCACUUCUUCGCAAAGAGGUGGGGUGUAGCAGGACAACUCGUGAAGCGCAUUGAGGAGUUUUUGGGAAGAAAGGACGAGGAGGAGGCCCCUUUGCUUGACUUUUCGUUCCUAUCGAGGACGUGAUCCUUGAUGACCUGCGGCUACGAAGAAGUUGGACAUCGUAUGUUAGCCUGCUGAGAAAGCUAUUUACCAGGGCAGUUGAAUAGAAUAGCGACUACAAGUCACGAGGCAUUGUACCCAUGCGU